Molecule: messenger RNA, 2990 nt
Organism: Medicago truncatula (barrel medic)
Lineage: Eukaryota; Viridiplantae; Streptophyta; Magnoliopsida; Fabales; Fabaceae
Product: two pore calcium channel protein 1
Exons: 24
Coding region: 277-2490 (737 amino acids)
Biological process (GO): transmembrane transport; calcium ion transport
Cellular component (GO): vacuolar membrane; plant-type vacuole
Molecular function (GO): voltage-gated calcium channel activity; calcium ion binding
Source: RefSeq, a predicted model, not a curated record
CCCGUACCACUUACCCAAUUAAUAUUGCUAAAGAGGAGAGGAUCAGGAUAGAACCAAAGUCGUUAUUUCGUUAACCCAUUCUCAUAUCAUUAAUAGCAAUUUUCAAUUCAUCAUUUUGUCACAUAGUAUAGUACUUCUCUGCUCCCACCUCGUGCUCUCUCCAUGUGCAAAGCGUGAACACCUUCAACUCAAUAAUGAUUCAUUUGUAGUCUCUUUCAUUAUUCUUUCCCAGUUUUAACUCUCUUUCUCUCUCUGUUCAUUUUUUCACUUUUAACGAUGGAGCCUUUGCUUCGAGGCGAAAGCAGUGGCGGUUUAAGAAACCGUUCGCGAGGGAUAGUCCGUCGCUCCGAUGCUAUCACCUACGGUUCUAACUACGAAAAAGCCGCCGCUCUCAUCGAUCUGGCUGAAGAUGGUGUUGGUAUACCUGAGCAGCUUCUGGAUUCAUCAGACUUUCAAAGUUAUUCAAAAUUUUAUUUUUGGUUCACUAAAUUCGAUCUCCUCUGGUCUCUUAGUUAUUUUGCUCUGAUAGUCCUGAAUUUCCUGGAGAAACCUCUAUGGUGCGAAAAGAAUGCCACACAUUCUUGCCAAGAUAGAGAGUAUUACUUUUUGGGAGAGUUGCCAUAUCUAACUGCUGCAGAAUGUAUUAUUUAUGAGGGAAUAUGUCUUGUUUUGCUAAGCAUUCAUACUUUCUGGCCGUUAUCAUACGAAGGGUCCCGUAUAUAUUGGAGAAGUCCUAUUAAUUUAUUGAAGGCCUUCUGUCUGUUAGUUAUCCUUGCUGAUAUGCUGGUUUAUGCUCUGUAUAUGUCUCCAGUGGCUUUUGAUUUUCUACCUUUCAGAAUUGCACCGUAUAUCAGAGUUGUUCUUUUCGUUCUGAAUAUUAGGGAGCUACGAGAAACUGUCGUCAUCGUGGCUGGAAUGCUUGACACAUACUUAAAUAUAUUGGCUUUGGGGCUUCUGUUUCUUGUUUUUGCAAGUUGGGUGGCUUAUGUGAUUUUUGAAGAUACAAUACAGGGGAAAACAGUAUUCACUUCCUUUAGUGCAACAUUAUAUCAGAUGUUUCUUUUAUUUAACACAGCCAAUAAUCCAGAUGUUUGGGUUCCUGCAUACAAGUCUUCACGUUCGUCUAUCCUGUUUUUUGUUCUGUUUGUGCUGAUUGGAGUUUACUUUGUAACAAACUUGAUUCUUGCCGUUGUUUACGAUAGUUUCAAGAGUGAGCUUGUAAAACAAGUUUCUGAGAUGGAUCGUAUGAGAAGAGCUAUGUUGGAGAAAGCUUUCAAUCUCCUAGAUACACAUAAAAUUGGAUAUCUCAACAAAGAUCAAUGUAUUAGGCUAUUCGAGGAGGUGAACAAGUACAGGACUUUGCCGAAAAUCUCCAAGGAAGAAUUUGGGUUAAUAUUUGAUGAGCUGGAUGACACUCAUGAUGUAAAGAUCAAUAAGGAUGAAUUUGCUGAUAUUUGCAAUGCCAUUGCUCUAAGAUUCCAGAAGGAGGAUGUGCUUUCUUACUUUGACUAUUUAGGAAUCUACCAUUCACCCACCUCAAAGAGAUUGAAAGCCUUCGUAAAGAGCACCAUGUUUGGAUACAUAGUGACCUUUGUUCUUAUACUGAAUCUGGUUGCCGUAAUUAUUGAGACAACGCUUGAUGUAGAAGAUAGUUCUGCUCAAAAAGCGUGGCAAGUGGUUGAGUUCACUUUUGGGUGGAUAUAUGUGAUGGAAAUGAUACUAAAGGUUUAUUCAUAUGGAUUCGAAAACUAUUGGCGGGAUGGUCAAAAUCGCUUUGAUUUUGUGAUCACGGUGACAAUUGCCAUUGGAGAAACUAUAGAUUUUGCUUCACCUGAUGAUGGUCUGCCACUUUUCACAAAUGGAGAAUGGAUUCGUUACCUCCUUCUUGCAAGAAUGUUGAGAUUGAUAAGGCUCCUGAUGUAUGUUAAGCGAUUCCGAAGUUUUGUGGCAACUUUCUUAACUCUUAUACCAAGUUUGAUGCCAUACCUCGGGACCAUAUUUUGCAUCUUGUGUAUUUAUUGCUCACUUGGUCUCCAGAUUUUUGGUGGAAUAGUUAAUGCUGGAAACCCAGAUUUGGAAGCGACAGACCUUGCUGCUAAUGACUAUUUACUUUUCAAUUUCAAUGAUUAUCCAAAUGGAAUGGUGACACUAUUCAAUUUGCUAGUCUCGGAUGGAGUAUGGGAAGAAUUGAUGGAGAGCUAUAAAGAUUUAACUGGAACUUCCUGGACCUAUGUGUACUUCAUUAGCUUCUACUUAAUUACAGUUUUGCUGCUUUUGAAUUUGAUUAUUGCUUUUGUCUUGGAGGCAUUCUUUGCUGAAAUAGAACUUGAGGAAGCAGAAACUGGUGAUGGAAAUGACAAGGAAGUUGCGGGGGAAAGAUAUCCAAGGCGGCGAGCUCUUGGAACAAAAUCACGAAGCCAGAGGGUUGACGCUCUUCUUCAUCAUAUGCUGAGUGCUGAGCUGGGUCAAAAUCAGACUUCCAGUACAUAAAUCUGAGUAUAUUGAUUUCAAGGAUGCACAAAGGAGCCACAUUAUUCUGUAAAGUUUGUAAAAGGAUCUUUCAUGUGCUAUAUCUCCCGUGUUGUUAUGCUAUUUGAUUGACUCGGUACGGAACGAGGGAAAGCAGUGCAUUUUGAGUAACUCCAGUAAUCUGUGGAUCAGGUCAAACGUGAUUUUUCUGUUAUUUGUGGAAAAAGCACACGAUCAAAUGCAAUUGAGAAGCUUGUGCGGAAUGAGAAUAAAUCACGAAUAGCAGGAUGUUAUAUAUUCCACGGGGCUUCUAGGUGUUUUCCGAUUAGUGUGCUGUAGACCUUUUAUUUGUUUGAUUUUUAUAAUCCUUUCUGGAUUUGAUGUUCUGUAUAGCCUUGUAUUUGUACUACCAAUACAAUUUGGUGAGAGUGCUAACUGUUAGAAGUUAUCUUUUUUUCUUUUCGUGAAGAAAACUCUCGUGAGAGAUAGCAUUACUCUUUUAUUUAAUUAAAUUUCACAAA